AUGCCUGCCAGCCAGAUCCAGAUCGCCUCGCCUCUACCUAUUUCUCCUCAACGGAGGAAUCUGCGCCUGAUGACGGACCAGGAUCUCUACACAAGUUUGAACGCGACUCUCGCCUCGACCACCCACCGCCCGGUGACGCCUGUACAUAUGAUUCAAGAGAACGACUACAGCGUGCCGGCGCCUCCUCCACCAAGCCCGGUAUCAUUCGCUACAGACCACUGGCAGUCAUCGAUCCGCCGAUGA
Molecule: messenger RNA, 243 nt
Organism: Colletotrichum abscissum
Lineage: Eukaryota; Fungi; Ascomycota; Sordariomycetes; Glomerellales; Glomerellaceae
Exons: 1
Coding region: 1-243 (80 amino acids)
Source: RefSeq, a predicted model, not a curated record